Messenger RNA from Danio rerio (zebrafish), 8197 nucleotides. The record is from RefSeq and is a predicted model, not a curated record. NCBI's taxonomy places the organism in Eukaryota, Metazoa, Chordata, Actinopteri, Cypriniformes, Danionidae.
CAGAUACAGUGUGAGUUUGAAUUUGAAAAAGUUUCAGCGAGCGGUCGAUGUCACCUUAAAAUUACGAGACCGCCAUGAAGUUUAAUAAGAACAAGGCGGGACCACUUUUGACAUGGAUGAACAGCGUGUUUCCAGAGAAUCAAAUCUGGGAGUUUGGUCAUAUGAGAGACGGCUUUCGACUCUUGGAGAUCUGCUUCAAACUAAAGGGGAGGGAGGACGUUGAAGCUUAUAAGACUUUAUCCUUAUACAACAAACUGGAAAUCAUCUUUAAUGAUUUACAUGAUGACUUUCACCUGACUGAUAGACAACGUUUCCUCAUUUUGGGUAAAAUCAGUGAAGGACUUGACCUGGAGCUUCAGCUUGCCAAGGUGGCUCUUCUCCUUUGCUAUUGCAGUUUUAAAAAGACUAACCCUGUAGCCCUGAAUUCAAGAACAGAGUCGGACAUCACUUUCAUGUUUCGUUUUGUAAGAGAUGAUGCCAGUGGUUUGUGUUUAGACGAAGGCCUCGAUCAAUUUCUAGACCAAGACUCUGUUAUGAAUCUUGCAAACUCCAGUAGCGGGAGCAGCUGCAGUUCUCCAUUCUACAUCGAUGAGGAGUCUCCGAUGUUUGGUCGUUUCCAGCGUCCUCCCAGAGUUCAGUUUCAAGAGCUUUGCACAGUGGCUUCCAGCUCAGACAGCUCUCCGAUGCAGGAUUUGAUGAGCACGCCACACUUCCAGUUGAAGAAACUCCGCAAAGAACUGGCGCAUGAAGGAGACGUGAGAGAUGAGCUGGAGAAAGAGCUGGCCGAUCACAUCAGCAUCAUCUCAGAGAAAGAGGGUCUGAUCUCCCAGUUACAGCACCGUGUGGAGCGGAUGCUGCGGGAACAAGGAGAGCUGGAGAAAGACCAUAAAGCUGCACUGCUGGAGCUCCAGGAGAAGAACGAGAGUCUUCUCCACAGAGUUCAUGAGGUUUUAAAGCAGUGCCAAGAUUUAAAAACAGACAACUCUCAAAAAGAGAAAAAGAUUGAUGAGCUGACAGAAGAGAACGGGACUCUCAGUGCUCAGCUUCGUAAUGUUUUCUCUCAGCUGGCGAGAGCAGAGCAGGAAGUUGCCAAACUCACAGUGGUUCAUGAAUCUGCACAGACGGAGUGGAAAAACAGGAAAGAGUUGCUGGAGAAGGAGCUGAAUGAGGCCGUCACACACAAGGAGUGUCUGAGUGAGCAGGUGCUGAUACUGCAGGGGAAGAUUUCUGUUCUGGAGGAUGAACUGAAGAAAGCUCAGUCUCAGGAGAGAGGAGAGGUGCUGGGGCCCAUCAUGGAGUGGGAAAAGCUCAAACAAGAGUUGGCUGAUCUCACUCUUCAACUCGCUCAGCUUCAGGAAUCCAUUUCCCACCUCGAGAAGAAAAAGGCAGAAGUUGAGGCCUUGUUGGCUGAGGAGAGAUGCUCUUUUGAAAAAGAAACCGCAAGACUCCAGUUGGUGGUUUUUGAUCUGGAGAAAUCCAUCAACAGCAUCCGUCUGGAGAGAGAAACACUUCAGGAGGCCUUAAAGACGCAGAAAGAGAUGCUCUCUGCGCAGAUAUCAGCACUGGAGAGGGACGUUUCCCGUCUGCAACAGGUUGAAGUGCAGCUGACAGCAGAGAUCAAAAUAUCUGCAGAUCUCCGCCAACAGAGAGAGGAGCUGGAAGGAAAGGUAGCAUCUUUAGAUAGGAUGGUUCAUUCUCUGCAUGCUGAGAUCCAGGGGCUGGAAGUGGAGAGAGCUUCUCAACAGGAUGCAAUUAAUUCCCUCAUUAGCGAUUUACAAAUCGCUAGGGCUACUGUUCAGGAAUAUGAGAAGAAGCUGGAAGAGCAUCAAAAAGUGGUAGCAGAAAACAAUUCCCUGAAAAAUGAAGCAUGCACAAUGCAGCAGGAGCUGAAUAAUCAUCUAAAGGCAAUCGGAGACCUUCAGGCGGAAGUAAAUGAACUCAGAUUUGAGAAAACUGAGGAAGAGAACAAGGUUAGUGAGGCUUUGGUUAAAAUCGAAAGCCUCCAGACUGAGAUUCUGCAUCUGUGUGAAAAGAUUUCUCUUAAAGAUGAAGAAAUCAGAAACCUGACGAAAGAGUAUGAGUCUGUAGACAACGAGCUGAAGCUUGUGAAGGAGCAAAAUGUUGAAAUAAAUGCAAUGAUCAAAUCUAAUCGCAAGGAGCAUGAGGAAACUGUUGAAAAACUUCAGCAGGAGCUUCAUUGCGCUGCUUCUGCCGCAUCAGAAAAACAAGAGCAAAUGCUGGUUUUAUCAGCAGAGGUAACAUCUCUGAAAGAGCAAAUCUGCAGAUAUAGUGAAAAUGAGGCACAGAAACAACAGGAAUUGUCUAUUUUAGAAGCACAACACAAUGUGCUGAAGGAAAACCUGACUUCUCUACAGAACCAGUUGGCUGAGGCGACAACUUCAGCUUCACAGAAGGAAUCAGAGUUUAUUUUGCUUCAACAGGAGCUUUCCCAUCAAGAAACACUAAGAGAACAAACUCAGGAGCUUGAGAAGAUUAAACGUGAGGAGCUUGAGGGGAUCGUGAGUGAACUUCAGGCCAAAAUUAUUGAGGUUUCCUCUAUUGCCUCAGAAAGGGAAGCUUGUGUGAGCUCCCUUCAAUAUGAGAUGAAAGAUCAGCUAUCGAAAGCCAAACAGUGUGAAGCUGAUCUACGCAAUGAGAUGAAGGAAAAGGUUGGAAAUUUGCAGGAACUUCUAGACGCUGCUAACCAUGGAAUUGCUGAAAAAGAGCAUCACUUAGAGUCGUUGAAUCAAAGUCUGAAGCAGAUGGAGCUUCUGUACUGUCAAAAGGAGGAAGAAAUCAUUGCAAGUCAACAAGCAAAGCAGCAACUGGAGAAUAAUAUUGCUGAGCAGAAACAACAACUAGAUGAGAUUCAGCAAAAUCGAGAAAUACUAAGGAAUGAAAGAGACCAUCUGUCUACUCGAGUAUCAUCUCUCCAAGAGGAAAUUCAUCGUUCCCAACAGGAUUUUUCUGAUUUACAGACUGACCACAAUGUUUUGAAGGAAAAACUGGUUAAUCUUCAGGAUCAAGUAGAGCAGGCGAUGAUUACUGCUUCCCAGAAGGAAUCUGAACUCCUCUUGCUUCAACAGGAGCUUUCCCAUCAAGAGACCCUGAGAGAAAAAGCUUUGGAGCUUGAGGCCAUCAAGCGAGAAGAGUUUGAGAAAAAAGUGAAGGAACUGCAGGACAGAAUUCUAGAGGUGUCAACUCUUGCCUCUCAAAGGGAAGCCCAGGUAAUUUCUCUUGAAAAUGAGAUGAGGGAUCAACAGUUGAGUGCCAACCAAUCUAAAGAUAAUCUCUGCAGGGAGUGGCAGGAGAAGCUUGGCAUCUUGAAAGGAGAAUUAGAUGUAGUCAGUCGAGACGCUGCAGACAAAGACCAUCAACUGGAAUCUUUGGAUCAAAAGCUUAAAGAGAUGGAAAUGGUUGUCCUUCAAAAAGAGAAAGAUGUAAUGGAGACACAUCAGGCAAAGGAGGACCUGGAGAAGAGAAUUGCUGAGCUUGAGGAGUGCAAGCAGAAAUUAGAGAUUAUGAGGAAUGAAAGAGAUCAUCUUUCAACUGAAGUAGCAUCUCUAAAAGAGGAGAUUCAUAGCUACCAGGAUACUCAAAUGCAGAAACAACAAACAAUUUCUGUUUUGGAAGUUGAAAACAAUGCUUUAAAGGAAAACAUGGCUGCCCUUGAGAAACAAUUAGCAGAGGAGAUAACUACAGCUUCACAGAAAAAUUCAGAGCUUCAAAACAAGCUUCAUCAACAAGAGAGCCUUCACGAAAAGGCUCAAGAGCUUGAGAUUGGCAGGCAUGAGGAAUUUGAGAGAAGAGUGAGAGAACUUCAAGCUAAAGUCCAAGAGGUGUCCACUCUUGCUUCUGAGAAGGAGGCUGUUGCUUAUUCUCUUCAGGAGGAAUUGACGGGUCAUUUGAAGGCUAAAGUGUCCGAAGAUGAUCUCCGUAGAGUCCUGGAGGAAAAAGUGGAAACCUUACAGAGAGAAAUAGAAACUGCUAGUUGUGAUGCCACAAGCAAAGACGGUCUUUUGCAGACUUUGGAUCAGAAGCUGAGGCAGAUGGAGAUGCUUUGCCAACAAAAGGAGGAUGCAGUUUUUGAGAUCCAGAACUCAAAAGAAGACUUGCAGAAAGAGAUGAAUGAACUUGUUUCUAAGAAUCAAGAACUGGAGGGCUGCCUGCAACAUUUGGAAAUGGUAAAAAAGGAAAAAGACCUCCUGUCAAAUGAAGUAACUUCUCUGAAAGAGCAAAUAAAUGAUCAGAGUUUGAGGGCCAAACAGUCUGAAGCUGAUCUUUGCAUAGUCUUUGAGGAAAAGAUUGAAACCCUUCAAGGACAACUGGAAUCUAGUAGUUGUGACGUCUCGGACAAAGAGAAACAUCUGCAAACUUUGCAUCAAAAGGUUUCACAGAUGGAUCUGUUGUGCCAGCAAAAGGAGAAUGCAGUUCUUGAGAUGCAGAACGCAAAGGAAGACUUGCAGAAGAAGAUUGAUGAGCUUGUUUCUGAGAAACAACAACUGGAGGGCUGCCUGCAAAAUUUGGAAAUGGUGAAAAGCGAAAGAGACCUCUUGUCAACUGAAGUAACUUCUCUAAAAGAUCAACUAAAUGAUCAGGAUUUGAAAGCCAAACAGUCCGAAGAUGAUCUCCGCAAAGUGUUGGAAGAAAAGAUUAAAAACCUCCAGGGACAACUUGAAACUGCUAGUCGUGAUGUCUCCGAAAAAGACCAGCUUCUGCAGACUUUGGAUCAAAAGGUUACACAGAUGGAUCAGUUGUGUAAGCAAAAGGAGAAAUAUGCUCUGGAUUUGCUUCAGGUAAAGGAGAAUUUGGAGAAGAGGAUUGGUGAGAUUACUGUUGAGAAACAGCAAUUGGAAGGAUGCCAGCAGAAUUUGGAAACAGUGAGCAAGGACAAAGACAACCUUUUAAAUGAAUUAACCUUUCUUAAAGUUGAAAUCCAAAGUUACCAGGAAAAAGAAGUGCAGAUGAAACAUGAGCUUUCUGUUUUAGAGAAUGAACACAACAUUUUACAGGAGAACCUGGAUACUCUUCAGAAGCAAGUGGUGGAGUUGACCGCUUCAGCUUCUCAGAAAGAGUCUGAGCUUCAAAAUGAGGUUUGCAAACAAGAGAAACUUCAAGAAAAGGCUCAGAAACUUGAGAAGGAUGCAGGUGAUCUUCAGGCUAAAAUUCUAGAGAUUUCCACUCUUGCUUCUGAGAGAGAGGCACAAAUAAGUUCUCUUAAAGAUGAAAUAAACAGUCAGCAUUUGAAAGCUAAACAGUCUGAAGAUGAUCUCCUCAGAGUGUUUGAGGAGAAAAUUGAAAACCUUCAAGGACAGCUUGAAAUUGCUCGUCUUGAUGUCUCGGACAAAGACCAGCUUCUGCAAACUUUAAAUCAGAAACUGAAACAAAUGGAAGAACUAUGCAAGCAAAAGGAGACAUGUGUCCUUGAGAUGCAUCAGACAAAGGAGGAUCUGGAGAAGAAAACUGUUGAGCUUCAAGCUGACAAAAGUCAACAGAAUCAGCAGAAUUUGGAGAUGUUGAGGCAAGAAAAGGACCAUCUGAAAUCUCUAAACCAGACUAUCCGAAGAGAGUGUGAAGCGUCCCGGAAGAUUCGAGCUGAGCUGGAGUUGAACGUUGAGGAACAAACUGCUUCCAUCCUUGCACUUAAAAAGGCUUCCCAACAGUGGGAGGAGCAGAAUCAGGAGCUCCUGGAGCAGCUGAAGGCAAAGACAGAAGCUGUAGAGCACUACAAAGCACAGGUGGAGAAGGCCAUGAAUCACUACAAUGGUAAAAAGCAGCUGCUGCUGGAGGCUCAAGAGCUGAACAAAACUCUUGAGCAGUCAUUGGAGGUCAGCAAGAGAGAAGCUAAAGCUCUGGAAACUGAACUAACCCUGGCUCGCAUGGAGCUCAACCAAGCCAAUGAUAAAGAGAAGAGCCUUGCUGCUAAAGUGAAGACUUUGGAGGCCCAAGUUGAUUUUGCUGACAGGCAACUGCGAGAGAAGAGAAGGAUUGCAGACGAUGGUGAGGAUUUGAGACAAAAAGAAAAUCUGUACUUCAGAGUCCCAGAGAAGCAGCAAGACACCAGUGCAGACAGCCUGGAGUUUGAGCUAAACGAUUCUCUCAACACUACCUGUCGUUCUGCAGUACCGGGUGAGUCCAGCACUCCACUGGUCCGUAGUUCUGAGCGUUUGGCUGCUAAACGCCGCGCAUUGGGGGCUGAAUCUCUCGAGACACUAUAUUUCACACCUAUGGGUAAACAAGGCUACAAACGCAAAGUGGAUCACAAUGAUGGUUUUGAACGCAAACUGGAGUCCAGCAUCACUUCUAUUGGUGAUCUCGUGGUUGAUUCUGCAAAGAAAUUGACUGCUUCAGCUCGCCGGCGACGCACUACACAAGUUAUCAACAUCACCUUGGCUAAGAAGGCACAAGGAAGCUCUGAAAGCGAGGAGUCGUUUUCUAGCCUGCACUCAGCCCGUUCUCAUCCAAAUUUGGCAGUCCACCAAUCACGGCCGAUCUCCAUUGACUUCUCAGAGGAUGGUCCUGCCACAACGUUAUCAAAAGCAGACACACUUCAAAAUCUGCCUGGAUAUCGCAGAAGUACAGUGCACAGCGUUGGCCCACCAAGAGCCACCAGUACUUUUUGUAUUGGAGCAGAGAAUGAACCGGAGCAUGCUGCCGAUGACUGGAUGCGCAUCGCUGAACUGCAGUCCCGAAACAAAGCCUGUCUGCCUCAUCUGAAGAGCAGCUAUCCUCUGGAGUCCAGGCCCAGUCUAGGACCAUCAUUCACUGUAACGGAUGAGGACCUGCGCUUGGGCGACCCGAGUGAGACGAUCCGGCGUGCGUCCAUGAUGCCGGGUCAGAUCCUGGAGUCGCUGAACUCUCGCCGUUUCUCCCUCGCUCCUGAAACGAGUUCGAGCCAGGCUCCUGCACGCUCUCAUCCCCAGCGAGCCACCAUGCUGCCUUGUCAGAUCCAAUCCAGCACUGCUGCUCACCGGGCCUCACAGCUCACAAAAACAAGCUCACGUUCACACACUUCAGAGAAUAAACGCAGCCCGCUGGCUCCCAAACGCCCGGCAUCACAACUGCAAGGACCAGACACUCCUGAGGCAAAGAAGUUGGCAAGUUGUUUCCCACGGCCAAUGACGCCCAAAGGCCGGUUUGGAAACAGCCAAAACAGACCUCCAGUCUCUCCGGCUGAGCGAAGACAGUCUGUGAUGUUUACUGUGGUAAAUACUCCAAAGAACAGUGCUCGUGGAGACAGCAGGCUUCAGCGCGGCCUCAACAAGCUGCGUAACAGCACCCGCAAAUCUCCUGCCGUGGCCAGUCGGGCUUUGCGCUCGGCCGUGAGCGGGAAAUCUCCCCUGGACGUCACUCUGAGGAAAUCUCCCCGAAACAAGUCCCCGAAAACAUCCAAUGCCAAAAAGGAAACACAGUGACCGUCUGCGCUGAUCUGUGCAUAAGUAUGUGAUUGUACAAUCAAGUUAAGGAUCAAGGUUUAAACUUGAAGAUUCGAUCCAAAAACAACCACUUCCUUUUCCUUUUUAUGUUCUUCUCUCUUUUCAGAUAAGUUAAUUCUUAUUAUGGGAAGCAGUAGUGUUAAUUACUGUCCUGUCAUGUAUUAUAUUUAAAUGUUUUACUUGUUCUCUCAUAAUAAAGUCUUUUACAUCAAAUCUUUGACAUGUUUGUCAGGCUGUUUUGCUAAAUGAAUGUAAAAUAAUUUCAAUAUUUGUGCAAAGUCAAUUCGGAAAUGAUUGUUUUUCAAAUUAUGCUUUGUGUUUGGAGAAUUUUUCUAUUAAAGCGAUGGAAAAUGCAUUCAGCUUUAAUGUAUGUAAAUUUUUUAGUGCGUGUAUUUAUAAUUUGAAGCUAUAUAUAUAUAAAUAUUAAGAAGAGCUAUUGUCUUUUUAAUUCUAACAUGUGUAUUAUAAUAUGAUCAAACAAAGGUAUUAGAUUAGAGGAAAAAAUGUAAAUAUUCUGGUUGUUAUUGCUAAUGUAAUUGACAUCAAAAAAAUACAAUUACUAUUAAGAAAGCUGAUUUGAAGCAGAGAGUUAAUCAAAUGCGCUAACAUCAUUUGUAUCUGAUUUUAAUGACGCUUUUUAUUCUUCUGAAGAAUACAUUUAUUAAGAAGUUUAAAUUAAUACAGGUAUAUUUUGUAAUAAUCUCAGCUGUUAUCAGUUAAUAUUUGCAUUUUAAAGCAUGAAUAAAAGGAAACAAAAAGUG